Messenger RNA from Engraulis encrasicolus (European anchovy), 3184 nucleotides. It is a transcript of the gene rmdn3, whose product is annotated as regulator of microtubule dynamics 3. Gene Ontology annotation, molecular function: microtubule binding. Gene Ontology annotation, cellular component: cytoplasm; mitotic spindle pole; spindle microtubule. The coding region runs from base 683 to 2239 and encodes 518 amino acids. The record is from RefSeq and is a predicted model, not a curated record. NCBI's taxonomy places the organism in Eukaryota, Metazoa, Chordata, Actinopteri, Clupeiformes, Engraulidae. The transcript has 12 exons.
UGGUCGUCCUUGUGCUGUAAGCUGUCAAAACCAUGAGGGAGAAAGUGAAACAAACCUGCCUCGCAAAAAAGGGCCAUGUGAGGUUCAGAAAUGUUUAGACUUAACUCAGAAUAAUUAAGUACAUAAAAUAUUUUAGGGACUUGGCAUUGUGUUGCAUUACGAGCAAUCAAUCCGUGGGUAGCAUCUCGUUGGUAUGUCGUCGUUGCGUAUGCCCAUAAUUCAGAGAUUUUUAGCAGCUAUGCUGUUUGACAGUAGCCAUUAUUAUAUCGAUGCAUGAUUGUCAUGUCAAGUUAAUAUCGUUGAGGUCGGACUUGCGUGUUAUUAACGUACUAUUGCCGUACCGUUAUAUGGAAAUAGCUUGUUGGUCUUAGUUCUAACGGGUCGGUCACGUUUUCUUUUUAGGCUAUUGGAGGAGGCGUCGCAAUAACGUUGCAAUCACUGACUUGUAUAGUAUACAAGUCAGUGGUUGCAAUAGUUGUUUGUAACGUUAUACAUCCCACUCGAUUGUCCAUGUGUGCUGUGAUGUCAGCGAGAGCGUGCUAGCCUCAGAAGAUCCACUAUGAAAUCAAUAUUGAACAUGGAAUAUCGUCACUAUAUAUCAGACAAGAUUUAGUCUACUUUUAUCACCACGGGUUCGAUUUCUUGUGAGGUGUCGUUUCUGGUGGACUGCGAAGAGGCGAUUAUGUUGGCAAGCGGCGUCAUGAAUACAUUUGGGAAGAAUGGUUUGAUAGGUUUGGGAAUAGGCGCCACGGCUGGUGCGGGUGUUGUCGGAUUUCUGCUAUACAAGGAAAUUACUCGAAGGCAAAACGAAGAUACCUCAGAUUUGGCUCAGGGAAGUCCCACUACUGUGUUGGCAAAUGAUGUGGACGGACCACAGACACCUGCUCUUGAAGUGCAAGUCGUGUCUCCAUCAGAGAUUGCAGAGCUGGGCUCUGCUCUCCAGGGCCUCUCCCCGGAGCAGCAGAUGGAGUUGCGUAACCGCCUGGACGACGUGCUGACGUGUGUGGCGGGACUCCGCAGCGAGGUGUCGGAGCUCAGGACGGGCCUGCAGGACAUCGCCCAAAAGAUCAUUGAGGAUGUCAAGAAGGGUGUGGAGGAGAGCCAGCGUGCACGGCGGCGACGCCACCUGGUCCCGCGGGAACGCACCGACUCCAUGAGCUCCAGCUCCAUCUACUUCAGCGCCAGCGCCGGGCCGGCCAGCCUGUGGGGCGGCGGCGGCAGCGAGAGUGAGGCAGGAUACUCCACUGCCAAUGCAGAGUCCGACUACACAGACCGCGAGACGGACAAGGAAGGCGACAAGGAUGACAAGGAGUCGGAGGAAGAGGAGGAGGAUGACGAAGAUCGCAGCUGUGCCACAGUGCUCACCCUGCGCCAGGAGGACUCCCAGGCCGAGGAGGAAGAGGAAGAGGAGGGGGAGGGGAACGCGGAGGAGGAGGAGGAAGACCGGGAGUGGCCUACCAUGGCCACCAUGUUAGCGGAUGUGCCCAGCGCGCCCAGCGCAGAGCUGCUCCUCCUGCUGUCUCAGGGAGACCAGCUGCACGAGGGCGACAGCGGGGCCAAGAAGGAGGGCUUCCACCUGCUGCACACCAACAAACCUCUGUACUGUGACAGUACUGAGUUCCUGUGGAGACUGGCCCGAGCGUACAAUGACAUGUACGAAAUGGCAGAGGACAAGGAGGAGAAGAAGGCCUAUGCUGAGCAAGGCCGUGACGAGGCAGAGGCAGCGCUGAAGAGAAACGGCCUGAACGCUGAAUGCCAUAAAUGGUUUGCCAUCCUCACUGGCCUUACCUCCCAGUACGAGAGCAUGCACGGCAAAUUGAAGAGCAGUCACAUCCUUAAGGAGCACCUGGACCGAGCAAUCGCGCUGAGGGACGAUGACCCCUUCUGCUUCUACCUGCUGGGCCGCUGGUGCUACGAGGUCUCGAUGUUGGGCUGGCUGGAGAAGAAGGCGGCCGCGGCCCUGUACGAGUCUCCUCCCUCCUCCACCGUCCACGAAGCCCUGGAGCACUUUCUGAGGGCUGAAGAACUCAGCCCUGGCUUCUCCAAGACCGUGAGGAUGUACAUUGCCAAGUGCCACAAAGAGCUUGGGAACACGUCAGAAGCCAGCAACUGGGCCAGACUGGCAAUGCAGAUGCCCAGCGUCACCAGUGAGGAGAUUGGCAACUCUGGCCUUGAGGAGGAACUGAAGGCUUUAAUUGACCCGCCGUCAGAUCUGUCUCCAUCUAGCGGAGAUUUCUAAACCGAUGUCUCUUCCCACAGCACGCUCAAAAUGUGGGAGCAUAAUCAUAAGCACUAAAGAUUGCUUAUCAAUGCAAUCACCAUUCCAUUUCAUAGAGGACUGUGUGUGUGUGUGUGAUUAUGCUGCUUCCAUUGUGGUUGAACCAACGUGUACCAAACAUUUGGAGUUUCAAGUAAUGUUUGUAUGUGACUCGAGCAGGACGCCCCCAAGACCUGUUCUAAGUAUUUUAAUGUUUGAAAUUAAUGAGUACCCUCAUGUUAGUGUGAAGUCUGACACUGAGCAGCACUACAUGUUGAUAGUCACUCUGGUCACUGCAUGUUACCCAAAGGAUGGUUCUGGAUUCGAUCAGGCUCAGACCAGACACCAUCUCAUACUAUUUUGUUUUCUCUGGCAAGCAAAUGCAUAUCUACCUUUACCUGUCCAGUUUUUAAGAUGUAGCCUACUUUCCCUUCAUGAAAACCAAACCAUACACAUGAUUUAAUUAUUCGGGUCCCAAAAUAGUAAAUAUGGCAGGGCUUUUUUUUUUAAGUAGAAAAAAACAUUCCCAUCACUAAAAUAGUACAUGAGAUAGUUCUUAAGUUCCUAUCAUUGCAAGGUAAAUGUGUUAUCUUUCAGGAAUGUGUGCUUGUACUAGAGAAGGUGGUGCAUAAGGGACUGAUGGUUGCCCCAACGAUUAUGUCUAUUCUAUAGCCUCAGAUCAAAAUCUGGGCAAACCGAUAUGAAGAAAAGAGCUAUUCUUAGUUCUAAGUAGUGAGAGACCAAUGUGCCGUCUAACUCGCUUUGGGUAAUAUAAUUUAUUUUUUACAGAGAUCACUUAAGUUUAAGUUCUACAUGUGUGUUUAAAGAGAGUUAACAUUCCAUGGAAAGUUGUUUACUGUACUGACCACUGCACUGUAUUAUUUUAAUUUAUCACUUCACUGACAUAUUUAUUAAAAGUUGACUUAA